Messenger RNA from Stylonychia lemnae, 1902 nucleotides. Lineage: Eukaryota; Ciliophora; Spirotrichea; Sporadotrichida; Oxytrichidae. The record is from the annotation of a GenBank genome assembly.
AUGUUUGCAACAAUUGAAAGACUAAUAUGUGAGGCUAAUUCAUAUCAGGAUUUAGGCUAAACAGCAAACAAGCUCAAUUAAGAUAACAAUUUGAAUUUGAUCUCUCAAUCAAUCAUUUAGAUGCUGCUUGGCUAGCAUGAGGUAAUGAUUCGACAAGGUACUCACGAAAAUGAAAUAUUCCAGCGACUCCACAAGUACAAGAAUCAUAUCAAACUCUUACUCAAUAUUUUGACUGAAGACAUCUAUCAGAAUUUAAGUUCUUUUAUCUUGACUAGUCAGCAAAGUGUAAGAACUAUUGAAGAUCAAUAGAUAUAUGGGUAGUAUUUAAUUCACACUACCGAUUCUCAGUCCAUCGCAAGUAGCCCAUCUUUUAGCUAAAACACACAAUCUCAUAAAUUUGGAUCAAUCAAACAGUCAAAUACUCCUACAUCUUAAUAUCAGAAUCAGAAUGAUUAAUUGCCAGGACAUCCUAGCUUAGUUGAUAGAAGAAAGACAAUAGACGUUCUUAGGCAUUUCAACUAAACCAAUGAAUCACCUCAUAGAAGCUAGGAGAAUAUUACGACACAACAAAACAUCAUGGCUAAUUACAAAUUACAAGUUUUUUGCAAUAGAACAAAUACUAUUGAAUAUCCAAUGCAAUCAAACCUUGAUAUGAAUCAAAUCUAGGGAAUCUAAUUUACUCAAGAAAGCUCACAAGAUAGAUAUAAGCGGUCCUUCUAAUCAAAUCAAAAGGGUAUUCCUAUUUCAAGCAGUGUUAAUUCUCAUUCAAGAUCUACAUCCUAAAAUGAUUUUACACAGUAAAUGCAAGGAGGAUCUUUUAUUGCAAAGAAUUAAAAGAGACAGUCAUUUGUCAAUAGUAAUACUAAUAAUAAUAAUACGAGAAAUCCAUAACCACCACUCGCAAUGAAAGGAAAUAAUGGAAACAAGCAAAUUAGCAAUAAAAGUCAGAUUAUUAAUCAUCAUGAGUCAUCAACUUAGGGUGAAUCCAGCACCAAAUAGUCUAUGAUCAGAUAAGAACUUGAGAGAUUAAAAGGUAGUUAAAAGACAGAGUAUUUAAACAAUCUCGUAUAUUCUAGUUUCUAAAACCCCAAAGGACCUGGAUCUUUCAAAAGAGAAUAAAGAUUUAACCAUUAAGCUGGAAGAAUUCCUACUAUUAUUAAUGACAAAGAAAACUCUCCUGGGCCAGGAUUCUAUGAAGAUCAAGUACUUACGACUAAGAGAGCAAGCGUAGGCCCUGCAACGUUUUACAGAGCUAAAAAGGAAACGAUAGUAGAUGAAAAAAAGAGUUGCAGUCCAGGAGUAGGAUCUUACAAUAAAAUGGAAUCAAGCAACCCAACUGAAACAGAUUAGAGAUAGACAUAGUAAAAGCAGCCAGAGCAAGAAAAUCCUGCAACUUUCUUGAAAAUUGAGGCUAUGCUUUAAGAGAAGGGAAUAUAAUACAAACUGACCACACAUGAACCAGUACUAACUUCCAAGGCUGCAGCUGAGAUUAGAGGAGCAACCUUAGCAUCAGGAGCAAAAGCAAUGCUUCUAAAAGAUAAUUCUAAAGGAGUUGCUGAAUCAGCUCUGUUUUAUCUCGCAGUUAUGAGUGCAAGUAAAAAAUUCUCAUGGAAACACAUUAAGAAACUAUUGAAAAUCAAGAAUAUGAGGUUUGCUACUCCUGAAGAAGUUUAUGAUAGGACUGGUUGUUUACCAGGAGCAGUUCCUCCUUUUGGCAGCGUUUUCCUAACACCCACUUUAGUUGAUGAGAGUUUAAGGAAGUAAGGAGAUACCAUCAAUUUCAAUUGCGGUUUGAGAACUCAUAGUAUCAGAAUGGGUACUUAGGACUACCUUGAUCUUGAAAAACCAAAACUAAUUGGAGUGUUUACUGAAGAUGGAGAAGAAGAGGGUGAAGCAUAAUGA